This is a messenger RNA of Gongylonema pulchrum, 357 nucleotides long. NCBI's taxonomy places the organism in Eukaryota, Metazoa, Nematoda, Chromadorea, Rhabditida, Gongylonematidae. The record is from the annotation of a GenBank genome assembly.
AUGACCGAUAAAGUUUUGCUGGUGGAUGUUGCCUCGCUGGUGGCCUAUAUAAAAAAUGUAUUUAUUGGUGCUAAUGCGGCGGCGCUUGAUGAAGCUCUGGCGCAAAGUAGCCAUACGGAUUGCAUACAGAAAUUCAUCAGCGAUCCACAAGUACCAAUGCUGGUCAUCGAUCGAAUCAUCAGUAGAGAUGAUACAUCCGAGGAGACCACCGCAAUCGUUCGUAUCGCCAACGAAACAGCCAAACGUACUGAACGCACAACGUCGCUGCUGCUGCUCAAAUGCGGUUCAUUCAUCGAAGCGGAUAAAACAGUUGAGGACCAGUUAUAUGUACUGAGGUUUGUCUUGUCACUGUUUUAG